This is a messenger RNA of Drosophila montana, 1614 nucleotides long. RefSeq names its product glutamate transporter polyphemus-like. Lineage: Eukaryota; Metazoa; Arthropoda; Insecta; Diptera; Drosophilidae. Gene Ontology annotation, biological process: amino acid transmembrane transport. The coding region runs from base 101 to 1390 and encodes 429 amino acids. The record is from RefSeq and is a predicted model, not a curated record. Gene Ontology annotation, molecular function: L-amino acid transmembrane transporter activity. The transcript is spliced from 7 exons.
AACCCUGAAAACUGGCAGAAUAAAAUUGUAAGCAACACAAAUUUUUUUUUAAAAGUGUGUAAAAACAAAAUUUAUAUUUUCCAAAAUUUACAAUUUUGUAAUGGGCGAUGGCGGCUACAAUCCCUAUGACAACCGCGAUGUGGAGAAGCCACUAUCGACUUGUGAGGCUUUCAUGACCUUACUCAAGUGCGUUAUUGGCACUGGCAUUUUAUCCAUGCCCUUGGCCUUUAAGUAUUGUGGCAUUAUUGGAGGCGUAGUGAUGACAACUCUCUGUACUGCCCUAAUCAUUUAUGGAAUGCAACUACUGAUAAAGUGUAUGAUUGAAUCCAGCCGUCGCAAUCAGGUAGGCUAUAUGAAUUUCCCAGAAACAAUGGUGUUUUCCUUUAGUGUGGGCCCAAAGUGCUGUCAGUCUAUAUCCAAGGGAGUCAGCCCGUUGGUGGAUAUUAUUUUGUGUAUUGCGCACUAUGGUUUCAACGUAGUGUAUCACGUGUUCGUUUCCAUACAUUUCAAGGAACUUUCAGAUAUUUAUAUAACUACCUGCGAUUUAAGAGUUGUUUGUGCUAUAGUUGGGCUUUUAUUCUUGCCCCUGUUUCUUGUGCGUCAGCUGAAGUAUCUUGUGCCCUUCUCGAUAAUUGCAAAUAUAUUGAUCUACUUAAGCCUCUGCACCAUUUGCUAUUAUAUGUUCAGAGGCUUGCCCAACCUUAGUGAUAAUCGUAUGCUGCCCUUAAGUGUUUUAGAUAUCCCCAUAUUCGUGGGAAUCGUCAUGUUUGCCACGUCGUCUGUCGGUGUGAUGCUGGCUGUUGAGGCCAAAAUGGCUAAGCCUGCCCUUUACUUGGGUUGGUUCGGUAUUUUGAGCUUGUGUGCCGUCUUCGUUUGCCUCACGAAUAUGAUUUUCGGAUUUCUUGGCUACUGGCGUUAUGGUGAUAACAUAGCCGCUAGUGUUACCAUUAAUCUGCCCGGGAAGGAAAUCGUCGCGCAGCUUACUAAGUUGGGCAUUGCACUUGCUGUCUAUUUUACCUACCCUCUGAGUGGCUAUGUUCCCAUAGAGAUCAUCAUGAACCAUUAUCUGAAUAAAAAUGGCAAACUGAAGCAUCCCCGUAUGGUUGAAUACGCAAUCCGCAUUGCUUUCGUAAUUGUAAUUACAUUGAAUGCCAUUGCUUUUCCGAAUUUGGGUCCACUCGUGGCGUUGGUUGGUGCCUUUGCUAUAUCCCUACUAAAUCUAAUAUUCCCAUGCUGUAUAGAAAUGUGCCUUUUAUAUCACGAUUCGUAUGGAAGACUUAAGUGGAUAUUAAUCAAGAACAUUCUUAUGAUCAUAUUUGGGAUGUUUGUCCUUUGUUAUGGCAGCUAUAGUGCUAUUAGGGAUAUGGUUCAAGAUUAUAGUCGCAAAUAAGAAGCGAAAACAAUAUCUACCUUGAAUGAGACAGAAACAGCGUCUUCUAAUAAGAUCACCAAGAAGAAUCAAAAUAGUGCACAUGCACUUUCUUUUGCAAAAUAUGCCCCUUUACUAGAAAAUACUCUUUUAUAUCUACUGAAUGCAGCUAUUUCCCUCAAAGUGACAGAAUUGGACAUGUAUGUACAUAUGUUUGGCACAUUUUAAAGGUGGAUAUAUUUAUG